AUGUCUGUUCUCGUUGACGGGAGCGAGGCUGGGUAUCUCCACAACAGACAUUCCCAUGAAGCAGCCAGUACACUCGAUGAUGAGCCAAUGUCGACAAUUGUCCGCUCAAAGCCUUGUUUCCAUCUAAGCGCCCCGAGCGGAUGGCAGAAUGACCCCUGUGGUCUUGGCUUCGAUCCCUCGACGGGACGAUACCAUAUGUUCUUCCAAUGGAAUCCUUAUGGCAACGACUGGGGUAACAUGUCUUGGGGUCAUGCCACAUCUUCCGACCUAAUCUCAUGGGAAACAUCUUCAACGCCAGCUCUGACGCCCUCGGCGGAAUAUGACCGCUGCGGUGUAUUCACUGGGUGUAUGCGUGCGACUGAUAUCCACGGGAAGCCCGGGUCUCUCACUGUCGCCUAUACAUCAGUAAGACACCUUCCCAUUCAUUACACUCUACCAUACACCGCAGGAUGCGAGUCUCUUAGCCUGGCGACCUCCAAAAAUGGCGGCAAGACAUGGCAACGAGAGGACUGCAACCCGAUUCUACCAGGACCACCUCGCCAUCUGAAGGUAACUGGGUGGAGAGACCCGUACCUUACAAUAUGGAAUAGAGGGAUCGCCUCGCAAAAUCAAGAUUCAACUCUAUACGGAUUCAUCUCGGGCGGCAUUGUCGGUCAGACACCGACUCUCUUUGUCUACUCAGUCAACCCCAAGGACCUUCGGCAAUGGAAAUACACCGGGCUUUUGACCAACUUUGGCCUCAAUUUUCGCCCGGGGCGCUGGUCAGGAGAUUUUGGUGUCAAUUGGGAAGUGACUAAUUUGAUGACCCUGACCAAUGACUCUGGCGAUUCUAGAGACUUCGUCGUGAUGGGGGUCGAAGGAUGUCUUCGGCCAGAAGGCCCCGAUCGCGUAACCGGCGAAGCACGCCAUAAGCGAGACCCUCGAGGUCAACUGUGGAUGUCCGUGAAAACAUCCACCGAACAAAAGAGCGCCGAAAAUAUCCUGACAAAAUAUGCCUUCGCCGGUAUCUUCGACCAUGGAUGUUUAUAUGCCGCCAAUGGCUUCUGGGAUCCUCAAACCUCUCAGCGUAUUGUAUAUGGUUGGGUCACCGAGGAAGACCUAUCCGAUGGCGCUCGUCAUCGUCAGGGAUGGAGUGGUAUGAUUUCAUUGCCGAGGGUAGUCAAUUUGAUGACCUUGCGACAUGUGAAGAAGGCGCGUCGCUCGCUAUUGGAAUCCAUCACUUGCAUCGAAUCAACCUCUGAUGGAAAUCAUUUUACUAUUCACACUUUGGGCAUCGCUCCAGAUUCACGACUUGCUCGUCUUCGAUAUGGGGCUACAAAGAACACUCUUACACAAUUGACCCUUGCCCCAACCCUCGCCUCGACUUCUACUGCUUGCUUGCCUCUGAUGACAUCUCGCUGGGAACUCGGCAGCGAAGUCUCAGUUAGUUCCUCGUGUGAACGGGUUGGCAUUGAAAUCGCUCAUACUGCCGUGAAACAUUUACCAUUCACCGACCCCCUCCCGAAAACCCUGACAUUAAUCACGGACACGAGUCUGCCCCCCCAUACUUUAUUUACGACCGUGAACGAACAAGGAGAGGAGACUGAAGAGACCUUGAAAGUGCGCGCAUUUUUCGAUAAAAGCGUGCUUGAAGUCUUUGUGAAUGAGAGAACAGUUAUUACGACUCGGAUCUACCACCCUUCAGACCGCUGCUAUAGAAUCCGGUUCUUCGCAGAAUCGGCCCAAGGCGAAGCUGACCGAACGCCAGCCACCCUUUUACAAGCUGAUGUCUGGGAUGGCCUUAACAUCAGUCAAUAUAUGCAAUAG
This is a messenger RNA of Penicillium maclennaniae, 1806 nucleotides long. RefSeq lists its product as uncharacterized. Gene Ontology annotation, molecular function: sucrose alpha-glucosidase activity. The record is from RefSeq and is a predicted model, not a curated record. Bases 1 to 1806 code for a protein of 601 amino acids. Lineage: Eukaryota; Fungi; Ascomycota; Eurotiomycetes; Eurotiales; Aspergillaceae. The transcript has 2 exons. Gene Ontology annotation, biological process: sucrose catabolic process.